Messenger RNA from Coregonus clupeaformis (lake whitefish), 1826 nucleotides. It is a transcript of the gene eps8l1a, whose product is annotated as eps8 like 1a. Lineage: Eukaryota; Metazoa; Chordata; Actinopteri; Salmoniformes; Salmonidae. Gene Ontology annotation, cellular component: plasma membrane; vesicle; ruffle membrane. Bases 71 to 1645 code for a protein of 524 amino acids. The transcript is spliced from 15 exons. The record is from RefSeq and is a predicted model, not a curated record. Gene Ontology annotation, molecular function: actin binding. Gene Ontology annotation, biological process: regulation of Rho protein signal transduction; Rho protein signal transduction; positive regulation of ruffle assembly.
AACAGAGCAGGACGUAACAGUAGACAGAUGAGGCUGUGAGAACUGAACACACACAGACGCACACCAAAAGAUGUCUGGGACACCACCCCCAGUACGUCCUAGGAAGCCAUCAGGGAUAAGAGUCAUGCCCCAUGAUGGUCAACUUCCUUCCCAUGGCAACGCAAAGGUGUUCAAAGUGAAUGGGGCCAGUAGUGAGCCAAAGCACACAUCUCGAGGACAUGCAGAGAGAGAGGUGGAGAUCCUAAACCACUGUUUUGAGGACGUGGAGCGCUUCAUGGGCCGCCUGCAGCGGGCCGCUGAGGCUCAGAGCAUCCUCAACCAGACCAAGAAGAGGAAGAGCAGAACAAGCAAGAAGAAGAAGCAGGAUGAUGAUCUGCUGACCCUGAAAGCCUGCCCUCCGCCUGAGGAGGAGUUUGUUGACAUUUUUCAGAAAGUCAAGUACUCCUUCUGUCUGCUGGACCGCCUGAAGUCAUCCAUCACAGAGCCUUCUUCUGGGGAGCUGCUGCAUCACGUCUUUAUUCCACUGGGCCUGAUGGUGAAGACUACUGGUGGGCCAGAGUUGGGGGCGACUGUGGUCAGUCCAGCCCUGACCAGUGGUGCUGUGUCUCUACUGCAGAAGCACCUGACUGAUGAAGAGAAGGAGUACUGGACCUCCCUAGGGCCUAACUGGACCUUACACUGCUCCCAGCUUGUUGAGUCUGUUCCUCCAUACUCACCUGUCUUUCUGGAUGGAUGGCAGCCUGAGGCCUUUGACCCAGAAGGUCAACUUUGGGAGGACCCAAUCAAGUCACAGCACAAACAGGACGCUCUUCAAGACAGUGACCAUCCUGAUCAGGCAGAGGAAGGCCCCAGCUCAGUCCAGCACGCUGACGAAUCAGAUGGCAGUGAGCUUCCACCUGAGGGUGAGAGAAUGUUCAGCUGCAGCUACGACUUUGUUGCCAGGAACAGCAGUGAACUCUCCGUACUGCAGGGAGAAACUCUGGAGGUGAUUGAGUCAUCAAAGCGUUGGUGGAAGUGCCGCAAUCGCUUUGACCAGGUUGGGUUUGUUCCCUUCAACAUUCUGGAGCCUCUGUCUGCCCUCAACAACAACCAUAGGGAUAGCCCAGUGGUACUCAGACAGUCUAAGAAGGUGCCCUUCACCCCUCCCAAGCACUUCUCCUACACCCCUUUCAGCCCAGAAGGGGCAAACCCCCCCGCCAUGCCCCGCCGUCCUCAAAGCAUGUUCCCCUCCACCAUGACAGGGGGCGACAGAGACAAAGGCUUCAUGGUGAAUGAUGAGCUCCUCCAGCAGCUGGCCAACAGCAGGGCGGGGUCCAUCCGUCCCCUGGUGAUCCCCCGCACCACAGACACCUCGGCCCCCCUGGACUACCAGUCCCCUCCUGCUGAGGUAGAGGGCUGGCUGAGAGGGAAGGGCUUCACUGAGCCGACAGUUACACUGCUGGGGAGACUCACUGGUGCUGAGCUCUUUGCCCUGAGUAAAGAGGACCUGCGUAUGUUUUCACCAGAGGAGGGUGCCAGAGUGUACAGCCAGAUGAUGGUGCAGAAGGCUUUACUGGAGGAUGUCCGCAAAUCCACAGAGCUGGAGGCAAUGAUGGAGAAACAGAAGCAGAAGGUGGACUUCCAGCUGGAGAGCAGGAGGCUGUGAACAACAACAAGCUAUACACAUGUAUAACACUGAUACACAGAUAUCACUAGUUGAUGGACGCCAACACAAUAACUUCACUGUCACUGAUUAAGAGGACACACAAACUCACUAACAUUGUCUGUAUGGAUACUCUGAUACAGAGAUUUACCUUUUAAAGGGAUAGUUCACCCAAACUACAAAA